AAAGUGCAAACCUAACAAUCAUCCAGUGUGAAGAUGAAGGAGCCACUUAGCACCUGCACCUACAACCUGCUCUACCAGGACCUCAAGACAUUCUCAAAACAUGGAGAACAUUUCUGCAAAGAACUUGUAACAGUAUUCCAGCAAAGAGCUGAGCUGGAAAUCAACUACGCAAAAAGACUGCAGAAACUUGCUGGAAAACUCAUCAGUGUGUCCAAAAUGAUGACUAGCAACUCAACAUAUAAUGCAUGGUCCUUUGUAUCCAACGAGAUGUUCUCCACAGCAGAUGCACACAGAACACUAGGGCAUGGUCUUCAACAAGAUGCUCUUGGGGAAAUUCGCCAAAUGCUGGAUGAACACACCAAGAGGAAGAAACCACUGGAAAAUGCCAUUGAGAAAUCAAAGAAAAUUGUUAUGACCAACUGGAAUGAACAACUAAAGGCAAAGAAAAAGUUGACUGGUUUAACCAGAGAGCAUGAGGCACUCUUUAGCUUUGUGGAAAAGAAUAAACACAUCUGCACAGAGAAAGAGAAACAGAAGAUGCUUAACAGAUUGAGUAAAUCGGCAGAGCUUCAAGUCAAAGUUGAUGAGGACUACUUCAGUAUGAACAUAGACAGCUGUCAGAUUAGACUGAAGUGGGAGAACACACUUAAAAGCUGCUAUCAGAUUGUUCAGGAAAUUGAGAAGCAAAGGAUAGAGGCUCUGAGCAACGCUGUGAAUAAGUACAAGAUCCACAUGUGCAGCUACAGCCAAAGCCUCCUUCAUAGUCAGGAGCAGAUUGAGGAGGCCAUCAGCAGAGUGGAUGUGGACAAAGACAUUCAAACACUGGUGGAAAGCACCUGUGUUACAGCCGAUGAUAACAAGGCUGAAUUCCUCAUUGCUGAUUAUUUUGAGGAAGAUGGAAAGACGGUAAUGGAAAAGGAAAGAAGAAGAGAUGCACUAAAGAUCAAACUCAAGCGAGUACAGGACUGCAUUAAUAAAACCAGGAAGGAGAAAGAAGGGCUGGAGAAAAUGGUGGGAACAGACACUGAAAAAAAAAAAAACCUGGAGGAACAAGAGCAACUGCUUGAAGAGUCUAUUUUAAAAUUGGACCUUUUGGAGGCCACAUACUGUAAACUGAACCAACUGAUGAUGGACUUGGAGGGGAAACCGAAACCUUUCCAUCAUUUCAAUGACAGCAUCACCAAAUUCAAGGAAAAGGAAGUUGAGCACAGCAUAGCUAACCUGCCUCGUCCAGUUCGGAUGAAAAGGACAACGUUAAGGUCAAGUCAGGCUUUGAGGACUUCGCUUAAUUCGAAGGCGCCAGCGAAAAAUGGAGUAGACCGUCAGGACUCUGUCCCCGCUAUAGACACCAGCAGAGGAGCAGCAAAACACACGCAUAAGCGGAGGUCUGAGAUUAACGAAGCAUCAUCAAGGUCUCACGAGGAAUGUACUGAGUCCUGCAGUGUGGGGAAAUGUAAGGCUUUAUAUGACUUCGUAUCAGAGAAAAAAGAUGAGUUAAACAUAAAAGAAGGAGAUCUUCUCAACAUUCUUCGAAAGGACCACAGUGGAUGGUGGUAUGGAGAACUAAAUGGGAAGACGGGUCACUUUCCUUUUAAUUAUGUUGAAGAGCUGCCUGUUUUGAAAAUGGCAAAGUCUUCAGAUGCUUAAGUCAUGGAACUAUGGAGUUUUCUUAUUUACCAGAGGACUUGGUGGUGGUAGUGUAGGAUAUUGCAAUAAAGAGUAUUGGUUUAGGUAAAAGCAGCAUCAAACAGCUUUAUAUUAUUUAUUACUUUUUAAAGGUCAUCAUGAAGCAUGGCUUAGGUUUAGGUUGACAUUAAACAUCAGAAUGUGAAAAAUUAUCUCUCAUUGACUGUGGCAUGGUUCAUAGUGUCAGACAGGCUGAAUGUGUAUUUCACAAAUGUGUUUUUUUCACAUGCAACAGACAGUGAGUGUCUCGAGAGUUUACACAGAAUGGUGUGAAAAACAUCAGUAAAGAAAAGCAGUUCUUCUCCCAUGCUGAUGGCAAGAGAAUUGGCAGACUGGCUCAAGCAGACAGGAAGUCUACAGUAACUCAAAUACUCCAACCAGCUCGUCUGGCACAAACAACUACUCCAUAAUCAAAGUCUGAUGAUGGUGUGAACUUUAACUGAAGCUCUUGAGUGUAUCUAUGUGAUUUUAUGCAUUGUGCUGCUUCCACACAAUUGGCCGCUUGGAAAAUGACAUGAAUGAGCAAGCAUUUGGGUAAGUGUGCUGCAAUUGGAAAAACAUGUAUGCAAUGGUGGCUGAAUUCAGAGAAACAGCCAAAAAUGUUUUCACAAAAGAAAAUAAAUGAGAUUUUAAUGUCUUUAAACUCUUCUUGAAAGGAACUAAAAUUUUAAUACUUUAACAAUCACCUUGCUUAAUGGUAUUAAAGACCAUACUAUCCAAAA
This is a messenger RNA of Clarias gariepinus (North African catfish), 2408 nucleotides long. RefSeq names its product nitric oxide synthase trafficking (gene nostrin). NCBI's taxonomy places the organism in Eukaryota, Metazoa, Chordata, Actinopteri, Siluriformes, Clariidae. Bases 34 to 1647 code for a protein of 537 amino acids. The transcript has 16 exons. Gene Ontology annotation, cellular component: plasma membrane; cytoplasm. The record is from RefSeq and is a predicted model, not a curated record. Gene Ontology annotation, molecular function: protein binding.